Messenger RNA from Ahaetulla prasina, 2589 nucleotides. Its product is annotated as zinc finger protein 862-like. Gene Ontology annotation, molecular function: protein dimerization activity. Lineage: Eukaryota; Metazoa; Chordata; Lepidosauria; Squamata; Colubridae. The record is from RefSeq and is a predicted model, not a curated record. The coding region runs from base 1 to 2001 and encodes 666 amino acids. The transcript has a single exon.
AUGGCAAAACGAACGGGCAGUGGCACAUCCCCGCACCAAGCCAAAGUAAAAAAGAAAUGCAAUUCUUUUAAGAUGGAAUGGCUGUCGGAGUAUGUGCAAAUGGAAGAAAAAACUGUGAAACUGGGUGAGAUUUUUUCUUUUUCGAGCGAGAAAGGUCUGCUCUGCAAAACAUGUUGCGAAGCCAAAAUAGCAAGCGAGUUUUCGGAGGGGAAAAUGUGGACAGAAUGGAAGCUGGACUACCUCAAGCGUCACAUUCAGCACAAAAGUCAUUUGAAAGCGGUGGGAAUUGUAAGAAGAUGCAAGAUGGGAAUGGGGAUCGGUACAUUGUUGAGGGAGAGCACCAAAGAUCGAGAGAAGAGGAACGAGCUGUCACUCGUAAAGAAAUCCAACCCCAAGCAAGUUAAAGUUCUCAUCGACGAUAUUCUCCUAGCCAUCAACAUGAAUGCCUCUAUGCUGUCGGUUCAACAAAUUCACGAUCAAAUGGCAAAGUACGUGAGUAUUCCAGAAAGCUGGCGAAGCAAAAAUUAUGCCUUUGAGUUUGUGAAUUCCAUCAAUCAAAUAGUGCAGAAUGAGACGAUGUGUAAAGUUAAAAAUGCACCUUGGCACACCCUGAUCGUAGAUGAGAGCACAGACAUAACAGUGCACAAAAUGCUAGUCCUGUAUAUUAAAUACAGAGAGGAAAACAACGUCAACCAUAAAACUGUAUUUGGCGGCAUCGUCCAGCUGACGGCAUGCACCGCUCGGGAUAUUAUGCAGGCAAUAACUCAGUUUUACACCAAUCAUAAACUAGACAUGAAGAGAAUGGUGAUGCUGACCUCCGACGGUGCCUCAGUAAUGAUAGGAAAGCACAACGGAGUUGCAGCUUUAUUAAAGCAGCAAAUACCACAUCUAACUGAGCAACACUGUGUAGCCCAUAGAGAGGACUUGGGCAUUGAUGAUGCGUGGAAAGGUGUACCUUUGAUGCGUGACGUGGAAACUUUUCUUAGAACGGUUUAUUCCACUUUCUCUAGAUCCACUGUAAAGAGGGGAAAAUUGGAAGAGCUAGCAAAGAUUCUUGAUGAGGAUUCGCUGUCAUUCAGGCCUCUGAACGAAGUGCGGUGGCUGUCGCGGGACAAAGCCGUGAAUGCUGUUCUGAGGAACUACACUGUCCUGGAAGAAUACUGCAAGAGAGAAUCCAGUGAUAACAGAGAUCCAGUGGCGAAUUACUGUUACAAAAAGCUGACUGAUUCAAAGUUCAAGUUUACUCUCACUGCUCUAGGAGAUGUUUUGGGCGAGCUGGCACACCUGUGUCUUUCUUUUCAAAAACGCAACCUGACUGUGAUGGAGGGGCACUGCUUUGCAAGAGCAAAGAUUGAGAAGCUGCGUUCCCAAUACUUGACAGGGGAAAAGGAUAUCAAGUGGAGUGACUGCGUCAAAGAGGCGAUGAGGGCCUCAUCAGCUGAUGGCAGAGAUACCGGCGGUGAGAUUAUUUGUUUUAUUCAUAAUCUCUGCGAUCACUUGGAUGCUCGUUUUCCAAAGGAUGAAUUAAAGGAGUGGUCUGCAUUGGACAUUGAGGCAUUGAGCUCAGACAUCAGUUUUGAGUACGGAGCAGCAGACAUUGCCACAUUGGCAAAGAAGUAUGAGGCCAUUCUCCACCAGACACAUUCUGUGGAGGCCAGUAACGGUGAAUAUGCUGAAUUCAAGUACAUAAUGAGGCAAAAACUGAAACAAGGGUCAAUCAGCACAUUUUCAGAUAUGGUGGCUGCAACACUAAAAUGUGAGGAGCUGAAACACGUCUCACAGCUUGUGGAUAUUUGUGCUACAUUUCAAGCAUCCAGUGCGGAUUGUGAAAGAGGAUUUAGUUUAAUGAAUCGGAUCAAAACAGCAUCCAGAAAUCGUCUUGAAGUGGAUCAUUUGGACCAGCUGAUGCGCAUAAAGUCAAAGCUGCAAGCAGACGAGGACAUCAACCUGGACAAUGUGUACAACCAUUGGAGACGUGAGAAGGACAGACGGGAAAAUUAAGGUGAAAUUUAAGUCUUCAAUCAGAAUGUGCUCAUCUAGUGUCACUUAUUUACAAUUUUCUUUUAUGGAUAUUGAUCAUUGAACACUGCCACUAGUUUGAGUUGUAAAAAUCAAAUGAGUGUGUCAUAUACUGAAUUUUGUGGAAAAAGAGUUACUUGACUGUCUCCCAGACCACAGUAGAACAAUCUCACCCAGUGCAUGGCAGGAGCUUCACACAAUGGAUUAUGCUCAUAAUGCAAGUCAGAGCUUUAUAAUAAAAAUGUUUAUUUAUUAUUAUUAUUAUUAUUAUUAUUUUAUUAUUUAAAUUUUUAUACCGCCCUUCUCCCGAAGGACUCAGGGCGGUUUACAGCCAGAUAAAAUAAACAGUACUAUUACAAAAUAAAUACUAUUAAAAUACCACUAAAAAACUUAUUCAAUUUGGCCGCAAUUAAAAUUUAGCAAAUAAUAAAACCCAUUAAAAACCCAUUAAAAACCCAUUUAAAACCCCUUAAAAACCCACGAAUUUAAAAACUAAUCCAGUCCUGCGCAGAUGAAUAAAUGUGUUUUAAGCUCGCGACGGAAGGUUCGGAGGUCCGGAAGUUGACGAAG